Sorex fumeus (smoky shrew) is the source of this 1426-nucleotide messenger RNA. RefSeq names its product mitochondrial chaperone BCS1 (gene BCS1L). The coding region runs from base 128 to 1411 and encodes 427 amino acids. The record is from RefSeq and is a predicted model, not a curated record. Gene Ontology annotation, molecular function: ATP binding; ATP hydrolysis activity. NCBI's taxonomy places the organism in Eukaryota, Metazoa, Chordata, Mammalia, Eulipotyphla, Soricidae. Gene Ontology annotation, cellular component: mitochondrial inner membrane. The transcript has 8 exons. Gene Ontology annotation, biological process: protein insertion into mitochondrial inner membrane from matrix; mitochondrial respiratory chain complex III assembly.
GGCGGGGCCGAGCGGCGCUGCCCUCUCGCGCGGAGGGGUGAAACCAUCGAGAAGGAGGGCCAGAGAGUCAUGGCGAGGGAUUUCAAAGUGUCUCUGGGCCUGUAAGGUUUGCGGUUGCCCCUUCAAGAUGCCCCUCACAGACUUUGUGCUGGCCCUGCAGCACAAUCCCUACUUUGGGGCUGGCUUCGGGCUGGUGGGUGUGGGCACAGCGCUGGCCCUGGCCCGGAAGGGCGCCCAGCUGGGCAUGUUGGCUUUCCGGCGUCAUUACAUGAUCACGCUAGAAGUCCCGGCCCGGGACCGCAGCUAUGCCUGGUUGCUGAGCUGGCUCACCCGCCACAGCAGCCGUACACAGCACCUCAGCGUCGAGACGUCCUACCUGCAGCACGACAGCGGCCGAAUCUCCACCAAGUUCGAGUUCAUCCCCAGCCCUGGAAACCACUUUGUCUGGUAUCAGGGGAAAUGGAUCCGAGUGGAACGAAGUCGAGAGAUGCAGAUGAUUGACCUGCAGACGGGCACCCCGUGGGAGUCGGUCACGCUUACCGCCCUGGGCACUGAUCGGAAGGUUUUCUUCAACAUCCUGGAGGAAGCCCGGGAGCUGGCACUGCAGCAGGAGGAAGGGAAGACGGUGAUGUACAGCGCUGUGGGCACCGAAUGGCGCUCCUUCGGCUACCCACGCCGCCGCCGGCCCCUCAGCUCCGUGGUCCUUGAACAAGGUCUGGCCGAUCGAAUCCUUCGAGAUAUCCGGGAAUUCAUCGAUAACCCCAAGUGGUACACAGACAGAGGCAUCCCCUACAGACGCGGCUACCUGCUCUACGGGCCCCCUGGUUGCGGAAAGAGCAGCUUUAUCACGGCCCUGGCCGGAGAGCUGGAGCACAGCAUCUGCCUGCUGAGCCUCACGGACUCCAGCCUCUCCGACGACCGGCUCAACCACCUGCUCAGCGUCGCCCCGCAGCAGAGCCUGGUGCUGCUGGAGGACGUGGAUGCGGCCUUCCUCAGCCGAGACCUCGCGGCCGAGAACCCCAUCAAGUACCAAGGCCUGGGGCGCCUCACCUUCAGCGGACUCCUCAAUGCCUUGGACGGCGUGGCGUCCACCGAGGCGCGCAUCGUGUUCAUGACCACCAACUACGUGGACAGGCUGGACCCGGCCCUCAUCCGCCCCGGGCGUGUGGACUUGAAGGAAUAUGUGGGCUACUGCUCGUCCUGGCAGCUCGCCCAGAUGUUCCAGAGGUUCUAUCCAGGCCAGGAUGCAGCCUCAGCCGAGACCUUCGCCGAGCGCGUCCUCCAGGUCACAACGCAGAUCAGCCCUGCGCAGGUGCAGGGUUACUUCAUGCUGCACAAAAACGACCCCUCGGGGGCCCUGCAGAACCUCCACUCUCUGAAGAGGGAACUGGGCCCACGAGGCGCACAAUAAACGCCUGCCACCGCC